AGCAUGCAGCGGGCGAGCUGUCAUGGCGGCCUGUUGAUCGCCGCGCGGAGGUUCGCCGUUGUCAGGGGGAGCGGACACGCGACCAACGGCCCGGUUUCCGCAGGCAAUAAUUGAUUCAUCUGUGUUUAUCUUUGAUGGAAAGUUAAUCAAACUGGAAAAAUGAGCACUCAGUACAGUAUACUUUUCAAACAAGAGCAUGCGCAUGAAGAUUCUAUCUGGUCUGUGGCUUGGGGAAAGAGUGAGAAGGAUGCAUCUGAGACCAUAGUGACAGGCUCGUUGGAUGACCUAGUUAAAAUCUGGAAAUGGUUGGAUGAGAAGUUAGAGCUGCAGUGGACUCUGGAAGGACAUCAGCUUGGGGUUGUGUCAGUGGACAUCUGUCACACAGGCACCAUUGCUGCCUCCAGUUCUCUGGAUUCACAUAUACGGCUAUGGGAUUUGGAGACAGGCAGACAGUUGAAGUGUUUGGAUGCAGGACCAGUUGAUGCCUGGACAGUGGCCUUCUCUCCAGAUUCCAAAUAUUUGGCAACAGGCAGUCACUUGGGAAAAGUGAAUAUAUUUGGCGUUGAAAGUGGAAAGAAAGAACAUUCCUUGGAUACGAGAGGAAAAUUUAUCCUAAGUAUUGCAUAUAGUCCUGAUGGGAAGUAUCUAGCCAGUGGAGCUAUAGAUGGUAUUAUCAAUAUAUUUGAUAUUGCAACUGGAAAACUUUUGCACACCUUGGAAGGGCAUGCCAUGCCAAUUAGAUCCUUGACCUUCUCUCCAGAUUCACAACUUCUAGUUACAGCCUCUGAUGAUGGUUACAUCAAGAUUUAUGAUGUACAACAUGCCAAUCUUGCAGGCACCCUGAGUGGUCAUGGUUCUUGGGUGCUUAGUGUUGCUUUCUGCUCAGAUAAUACACACUUCGUAUCCAGCUCUUCUGACAAAACUGUUAAGGUUUGGGAUGCUUCCUCAAGAACCUGUGUUCAUACAUUUUUUGACCACCUGGAUCAGGUCUGGGGUGCCAAAUACAAUGGAAAUGGAUCCAAGAUUGUCUCUGUUGCAGACGAUCGUGAAAUCCACAUUUAUGACUGUCCAAUUUGAAUUUUCCUUCCAUUGCUUAGAUUAUAAACUUGCGGCCAGGGUCCAUAAGAUGUAUGAAGUUCCCAUUUAUAAUACUGGUUGGUGCCUCCUUCUGGUGUAUAAAUACUUAAUUUUUUUAAAUGAAUGUGCCCGUUAUAGCACCUAAUAUGUAGGGAAACCAAAGCAACGAUUAGAAUUUAUUUAAAAUGGAUGACCAUUGCUUUCAAAUAUUCAUUUCCUUUUGGUGUGAUUCAUAAGGAAGUAUAGUAUAUGCCUUUUUGGAAAACUGUUGAAAAGAUCAUAUGUCCUCCAUGAAAUGUUCCUGCCUUUGGUUCUACUUUUGAAGUUGUCUGAGCUGUUUAACAGAUAAAUGUGAUUUU
Molecule: messenger RNA, 1436 nt
Organism: Callorhinchus milii (elephant shark)
Lineage: Eukaryota; Metazoa; Chordata; Chondrichthyes; Chimaeriformes; Callorhinchidae
Gene: skic8
Product: WD repeat domain 61
Cellular component (GO): Cdc73/Paf1 complex
Molecular function (GO): protein binding
Source: RefSeq, marked provisional